GAGGCUAGCUGACAGAUUGUUACAGAUUUUAUGGGUUCAGUAUAAAUUAACAUCGACUUGCACUAUAGCCUUCUGUUAAAACAGCACAGCAGGGCGCAGAUCAUGGAGUUUGCAGAGCUGAUAAAGACACCCAGGGUGGAUGGGGUUGUUCUGCACCGGCCUUUUAUGCCCACUGUGGAGGGGACCCUGUGUCUGACUGGUCAUCACCUCAUUCUCUCCUCCAGACAGGACAACACGGAAGAACUGUGGCUCCUUCACUCAAACAUCGACUCUAUAGAAAAGAGAUUUGUAGGGUCUGUAGGAAGCAUCAUUGUCAAAUGCAAAGACCUGAGGGUUAUCCAGCUGGACAUCCCUGGUAUGGAGGAGUGUCUCAACAUCUCCAGUUCUGUUGAGGCUCUGUCCACACUUGAUUCAGUCUCCCUGAUGUAUCCUUUCUUCUACCGGCCCAUGUUUGAGGUCAUAGAGGAUGGCUGGAAUUCUUUCCUUCCAGAGGAUGCCUUUAAGGAUUUGGAGUCUAUGACUGAUGAGUGGAGACUGAGUGAAGUCAACAAGGACUUCAGCGUGUGUCCGUCAUACCCCCCUCUAGUGGCGGUGCCCAAAGAUGUUGAUGACGACACACUGAGAAAAGUAGCUACUUUCCGUCACAGCGGCCGUUUCCCAGUACUCAGCUAUUACCACAAAAAGAAUGGCAUGGUGAUGAUGCGAGCGGGACAGCCUCUGACCGGAACCAACGGGCGACGGUGUAAGGAGGACGAGAAGCUGAUUAACGCCACGCUUCGGCCAGGCAAACGUGGCUACAUCAUUGACACACGUUCUAUAAAUGUUGCCCAGCAGGCCAAAGCUCGAGGCGGAGGAUUUGAGUCUGAGGCUAACUACCCCCAGUGGAGGAGGAUCCACAAGGCCAUUGAAAGGGCUAAUGUCCUUCAGGAGAGUCUGAUUAAGCUGGUGGAGGCUUGUAGCGACCAGUCGCACAGUAUGGACCGCUGGUUAAGCAAGCUGGAGGCUUCCAGCUGGCAGGCUCAUGUUAAGGAGAUCCUCACCACUGCUUGUCUGGCUGCUCAGUGCAUUGACAGGGAGGGAGCGUCAGUGCUCAUUCAUGGCACAGAAGGCACAGACUCCACCCUGCAGGUGACCUCGUUGGCUCAGAUCAUCCUUGAUCCCGCCUGUAGGACCAUCAGAGGCUUCCAGGGCCUGGUGGAGCGAGAGUGGCUCCAGGCGGGUCAUCCGUUCCAGCAGCGCUGCGCCCAGUCUGCCUACUCCAACAGCAAGCCUCGCCAAGAGGCUCCUGUUUUCCUGCUCUUCUUGGACUGUGUGUGGCAGAUCCUUCGCCAGUUUCCUUGCUCCUUUGAAUUCAGCGAGAGCUUCCUGGUGCUGCUCUUUGAACACGCCUAUGCCUCUCAGUUUGGUACUUUCCUGGGCAACAGCGCAGCCGAGAGAGCUAAACUGUCUCUGCCUGAGAAGACUGUGUCCCUUUGGUCGUGGGUGAAUCGGCCCCAGGAGCUGGAGCGUUUGACCAAUCCGCUCUAUGAGGCCAACAGUCUUGUGAUCUGGCCCUCUGUGGCCCCUCAGAGCCUGCUGCUGUGGGAAGGAGUGUUCCUUCGCUGGAACCGCUCCUCCAAGUGUUUGGAUGAAGCCUAUGAGGAAAUGGUACAUAUAAUUGAAUACAACAAGGAGCUACAGAACAAAGUAAACAGCCUGCGCAGGCAGCUGGCCCAGCUGGAAACUGAAGAUCCUCUGCUGCAAACACCAUAGAGAGAGAGGGAGGGAGAGAGAGAGAGAGAGAGAGAGUGAAAGGAAGCGAGAUGAGAGAAGGAGGUAAAAAAUGUGAAAAUAUAAUCGAAUAUAAAAACAGCUCAGUGUCAGCCCUGUUUUAAGGCUUCAUUAGCUGUAAAUCAUUUUCUUUCUUUCUUUUUUAUACAUUAUUGUUUCCUGCACAGAUGAAAUUGUCUGUUCAAAAUCAACAUAUGUUUGAUUUUGCCUGAAUGCAGUUAUUCUUUAUAAAGUCAGCAUGACUUAAUGGACGUAAAGACUGCCCCGAAACUUUACACGCUUGUGGAAAAAAAAACAAAAACAUACAUCAUCAGCAUAUUUUACCAAGUUGUCUCAUUAAAGCUUAGCAGGAGUGAGAGGGAAACAUUGAGAAAGCCAGUUAUUUCUUAGAGCGCUGCUAAAAGCCAAACAAUCCCCGAUCUCAUAUUCCUCAAAUAUCAGUGUGCGAGCAGAACUGUAUGUACAGAAAACAACUUUUUCUUGAAUUAUGCUUUGGCUGGUUGGCUGAUUUCACAGCUGCUGAGCCGUCAUGUCUCACAUUCACUGACUUUCAUUCACGUACACAGCAUUGACAUGUUGGCCUCCUGUGUAUUCGUGGUCAUUCAUCUCUGUUGAGGAAGUAGACACACGGGCAUUUGAAGGACAGUUAGAGAGAAACGUUGUAUAAACGUUGACUUACUACAGGGUACACAUUUUCACCAAACAUCCUGCUGAAUGUAUACACCACUGAAGCACUGCAACGUAACUAUGGCAACAUAUAGGGUGCUAUAAGGCAGCAUGUGACUUUGCUGCACGUUGAGAUGAUAUAAUAAAGCGUAGGUUGGGUCAGCACCUGUUGUACUGUACAAUGAGAGGGGAGGCUUAUUUAAUACAGUUCUGACCAAAAUAUCCUGAUUGUUGUACAUUUGUCAAAUCUUUAUUUGACAUUCCAGUUAGCAGCAUGACCAUAGAGUUUACGAAAGCUAAUCACACAAAAUGUAUUUAGUUAAACCUCAUACAACAGUAAUAUUCAUCAGCUUGUGUGGAAAUGUCUUUUUUUUCCAAUAUUAAUUUGCACAAUAGUCAACUAUUAAAAUAUAUUUGAAAGUAUGAUGUGGAAAAAGUGAUGGUACUGAGGGUCUUGUUGUCAUGGUUAUGGCAACAAGACCCUGAUUAUCAGUGAGACUUGACAGAGUUGAUCACAUGGAAGUCUGUCUGCUUAACGUCAGAUACUGCUUUAAAGACCAAUUUAUAUUUUGGUAACUAAAGUUAUAGAAUAAUAGUUCUGUUCAAAUACAUUAUUAAUCAAAAUGCAUAUCUGCUGUUUUGUGGUUUAACAUUCAAAACUAAUGCACCUUGUGUGAAAGGCAUUUCAGUUACAUUAUGCAUAUAUAUAUAUAUGUGUGUGUGUGUGUGUGUGUGUGAUACUACAAUAUCAGAAACAUACCGGUCUCAUUCUAAUUCUUGUAAUUAGCAUUAGUUUUUGUUAGUGCCUACCAUUGGUUGCCAUAACAGACAGUAAAUGUCUUAAUAUUAAACGUGAAAACAGGCCAAUAUAUCCAACUAACGUAAACUCCAGCUUGUUAUAUUUACUCAAAGUCUGUGCAGAAGAAAAAGACAGUGUGUCAUGGGAAAGUUCACCUCUGUGUCAACCCUGGCAGCCAAAGUAAUUAUUUUCUCACCAACCCUGGACUCAUCAUAGAACAAACAUGGCCAGGAAAACAUUGUUGGUGUUUCUAAACCUUUAAUUUCACUAUCAUUAAAUAUGUUUACAACAACUCCACCUAUAUUCUCUUGACAUAGUGACAUUAAAGCUCAUCUUUCAGUGCUGUCCAUGGGUAAAGGUUCAGUUAACCUAAUGCUAUAAAGAAAAUUUAAUGCUGCACUGUAAAUGUGAAAAAAGUGACUGUGGAAUAAAAUUCAAUCCACAGUAUUUGUCUUUGCCCACUUUGUUUUUUUUUUUUUUGCCAGUAAGAAAAUGUAUUUUCAUCUGCUUUUUUCCAUUUGAUCUUCAUACAUUUAAUCUGUUUUGUUUCAAGAAUGAUAUAAUAAUCACACUAAACAGAACUGAUUCCAGCCACUACAGUAAACUGCUUUGUAAAGGGAAUGUUUACAUGUAUAUUUCAUGCCUGCACUAUAUACAUUGUUUCCUUCAGCCAAAAAGACACCUUACCUUGAUGCUUUGUGUGUGCAUGAAUGGAACAAUGAGUUUAACCAAGGUGACGGUGUGAUUUAUGAUCAUAAAAAUGUCUUAGGUUUGCGUUACUCAAAUUUUUGCUCAGUCAGAAAGUCAACAAAACUCUAAAAGAUUAUCAGCUCUGUUGACAAAGAAUAUUUUUGUCUUGUUGUGCUUAUCAACUUUGUGCAAUGCCUUACUGUAAAAUCAGAAUUCAAAGCAAACAUUUCAGUUAUUUGUCUGUAAAAUUCUAUUAUUGUUCAAAUGAUUUUUGAAUUUUUUUAUGUUCUCAAGCCAUUAAAAAUUGUAGCACAAAA
Molecule: messenger RNA, 4242 nt
Organism: Lates calcarifer (barramundi perch)
Lineage: Eukaryota; Metazoa; Chordata; Actinopteri; Centropomidae
Gene: mtmr9
Product: myotubularin related protein 9
Exons: 11
Coding region: 103-1752 (549 amino acids)
Biological process (GO): negative regulation of autophagy
Source: RefSeq, a predicted model, not a curated record